This is a messenger RNA of Dama dama (fallow deer), 978 nucleotides long. RefSeq names its product 14-3-3 protein zeta/delta-like. The transcript has a single exon. Gene Ontology annotation, biological process: signal transduction. Bases 90 to 827 code for a protein of 245 amino acids. Gene Ontology annotation, cellular component: cytoplasm. Lineage: Eukaryota; Metazoa; Chordata; Mammalia; Artiodactyla; Cervidae. The record is from RefSeq and is a predicted model, not a curated record.
GACAGAGUCUCAGCCUCGCUAUUGCCGCCCAGAGACUGCUGAUCCCCGUCUGUCCGUUGCCACCUACUCCGGACACAGAACAUCCAGUCAUGGAUAAAAAUGAGCUGGUACAGAAGGCCAAACUGGCUGAGCAGGCUGAGCGAUAUGAUGACAUGGCAGCCUGCAUGAAGUCUGUAACUGAGCAAGGAGCUGAAUUAUCUAGUGAGGAGAGGAAUCUUCUCUCAGUUGCUUAUAAAAAUGUUGUAGGAGCCUGUAGGUCAUCUUGGAGGGUCAUCUCCAGUAUUGAGCAAAAGACGGAAGGUGCUGAGAAAAAACAGCAGAUGGCUCGAGAAUACAGAGAGAGAAUAGAGACCGAGCUAAGAGAUAUCUGCAAUGAUGUACUGUCUCUUUUGGAAAAGUUCUUGAUCCCCAAUGCUUCACAAGCAGAGAGCAAAGUCUUCUAUUUGAAAAUGAAAGGAGACUCCUACUGCUACUUGGCUGAGGUUGUGGCUGGUGAUGACAAGAAAGGGAUUGUGGAUCAGUCACAGCAAGCAUACCAAGAAGCUUUUGAAAUCAGCAAAAAGGAAAUGCAACCAACACAUCCUAUCAGACUGGGUCUGGCCCUUAACUUCUCUGUGUUCUAUUAUGAGAUUCUGAACUCCCCUGAGAAAGCCUGCUCUCUUGCAAAGACAGCAUUUGAUGAAGCCAUUGCUGAACUUGAUACAUUAAGUGAAGAGUCAUACAAAGACAGCAUGCUAAUAAUGCAGUUACUGAGAGAUAAUUUGACAUUGUGGACAUCGGAUAUGCAAGGAGAUGAAGCUGAAGCAGGAGAAGGAGGGGGAAAUUAACCGGCCUUCCAACUUUUGUCUGCCUCAUUCUAAAAUUUACACAGUAGACCAUUUGUCAUCCAUGCUGUCCCACAAAUAGUUUUUUGUUUACGAUUUAUGACAGGUUUAUGUUACUUCUAUUUGAAUUUCUAUAUUUCCCAUGUGGUUUUUA